Molecule: messenger RNA, 615 nt
Organism: Prorocentrum cordatum
Lineage: Eukaryota; Dinophyceae; Prorocentrales; Prorocentraceae
Source: the annotation of a GenBank genome assembly
AUGGCUGGGACCUCCGCUGCACCCGCGCUGCGCGCCGACAUGGCCAUCCCCACCUGGAACGGGAAGACCGAGACUCUGGAGGACUACGCCACUGCGGUGGAGCUGCUGACGCUGGGCUCGUCCAAGGAGAUGAGGCCGCUGCUGGGACUUCGUCUGGUGGCCGCGCUGCCGCAGGGGUCCGCGCAGCAGCGUUUCGCUCUCAGAUUGCCUCGCGAAGCAGGCCUCGACAUGGACGGAGCCCCGAUGGAGCCGAAAUCGAUCGCCAUCGCGGGCGGCCCCAACAACCUGAUAGAGGCCUUCCGGAGGGAGUUGGGGAUUCAGGUGGUGUCUGGCGUCGUCGAGAGGACGGACGCGGACUUCCAUGCUGGGCCAGGUCGGAGUGCAUUGACUCGGCGGCUAGGACAGAGCAUGGCCCAGAGGAUAGAGACCGAGGAGGAAGCGUAUGACCAGCUACAACAGGCGGAGAACGACCUGGCCGUGCGGGGCAAGAAGAGGAAGCCGGGCUCGCGCCGCGUGGGCCACUGCGCCGACGAGAUCCACCGGCAGACGUACGAGGAACAGGGGAACGACUUCGAGCUGCCGCCGGACGAGUAUGCGCAGGCCGACGAGGAGGAC